CCUCCCACCUGUGCCCCUGCCGUACUCUUUACCGCUCCUUUCCCGGGUCUGGGUACCGAAGACGCGACAACCACCACGCCGCCCACCAAGCUGAGCUGUCCGUCUGGACGGGGUUCUUUCCUGCUUGGGUCGGUGGUCUAGACCCCAUCCCAGCCCUACUGGCUUCGCUUCUAUUUUCAGACGGCCUCUCUCUUAAUUAAGUCCCUUAACUGCCCCGGCUCACCUCACAUUUUAACUCAAAUUUUUCUACUGUUAACGGUGAAAUCCUCUGCUGCAGCGAAUAAGCUGGUAGUGGGGAUGAACCCAGGCAGGGCCUUCGGCGCCGAGCUAGUUAACGUGUUGUGUUGCCAACCCCUUUUACGGGCUUUCAUUUCCUAGGCUGGCCUUGAGCUUGUGGGAGCCUCCUGUCUCGCUCGCCCGGAAGGCUCCGACUACACGGGACCACCGCGGCCGGCUGGGAUGGCCUUGUAUUUUACAUCAUCUGUGUGGAACCAAGGACAAGGCCUUCUCCUUCUCUGUCCAUGUUUUGUUUUUCCGUUUUCUCUUUCUUUCUCUCGCUGUGCUGGAGUUUGAGCCGCGGGGCCUUGAAUAGGCUGAGCAAGUACUCUACCGCCGAGCUACACCCCCAGCCAGUUCCCUUGUUUUCAAUUUUGAGACAAAGUCUGCCCACAUUGCCUGAUUGCCGCUGCUUUGAUGGCAGCACCCCUGUCCAUGCAGCAGCAUUUUCAGGCAGUCAGUGGAUCCUCAGUAAACUACUGGAUGCAGGGGGUGACCUGCGGCUUCAUGACGAGAAGGGUCAAAACCCACAGACCUGGGCGUUGGCAGCUGGGAAGGAUCGCAGCACCCCGACCAGGAAGAAGCCAAGGGAAGAAAACAAAGAGACCAAAAGAAAGUAGCUGCCUUGGUUGUGGCUAUAAAAAGAAUAGACUUCUUAAAUCUGAGUUGUGGAGCUCCAAGAAGAGAUCAACAACUAAAUUCACUUACUACUGCUGCAAAAAGCCAGGCCACCUUAAGAGGGACUGUUAUUAAAACAUCUGUCAUAGCCAGGUGUGGUGGCACAUGCCUUUAGUCCCAGCACUCAGGAGGCUGAGGCAGGAGG
Fukomys damarensis (Damara mole-rat) is the source of this 1099-nucleotide messenger RNA. RefSeq names its product ankyrin repeat and LEM domain-containing protein 1-like. Gene Ontology annotation, cellular component: kinetochore; midbody; intercellular bridge. Gene Ontology annotation, molecular function: protein binding. The transcript has 3 exons. The coding region runs from base 522 to 896 and encodes 124 amino acids. The record is from RefSeq and is a predicted model, not a curated record. Gene Ontology annotation, biological process: mitotic sister chromatid separation; mitotic spindle assembly checkpoint signaling; male meiotic nuclear division. Lineage: Eukaryota; Metazoa; Chordata; Mammalia; Rodentia; Bathyergidae.